AUCUCGUAAAAGGGUCUCCUUGCUCUUGUAUUAGUCUCCAGAAAAGCAAAGAAAACAAAACAAGAUUAAAAGGUAGGCAGCCCCAACUCCAAGAUUAAACGCCCCCGUUUAGUUCUUCCAGAUCAAAAAUUCGUUUACUAUCGAGCGGGGUGUUUAAUUUUAAAGGUAGAUAUUGAUUAAUUUUUAAAAUUAGAGAGAUUAGAGAUUUUAGAUAUAAAUAAAUAGAUCGAGAUCAAAAUCUAAGAGGAGCAACAAUGGAUAAUAUAAUGAGCAAGCUUCGGAGCCUGGACGCGUAUCCGAAAAUCAACGAGGAUUUCUACAGCCGUACACUCUCCGGUGGCCUUAUCACUCUCGUUUCCUCCAUCGUCAUGCUCUUGCUCUUCUUCUCCGAGCUCCGAUUGUAUCUACAUGCUGUAACUGACACAACACUUGUAGUAGAUACUUCCAGAGGAGAAACUCUACGUAUCAAUUUUGAUGUCACAUUUCCUGCCCUUCCAUGCUCUAUACUCAGUCUUGAUGCCAUGGACAUCAGUGGAGAACAACACCUUGAUGUGAAACAUGACAUAAUCAAGAAGAGAUUAGAUACUCAUGGAGAUGUUAUAGAAGAAAGGCAAGAUGGAAUUGGUUCUCCUAAGAUUGAAAAACCACUACAGAAACAUGGUGGCAGGCUCGAGCAUAAUGAGACAUACUGUGGCUCCUGUUAUGGUGCAGAAACGUCAGAUGAAGAAUGUUGUAAUAACUGUGAAGAUGUUCGCGAAGCAUAUCGGAAGAAAGGUUGGGCACUGUCAAACCCUGAUGUGAUUGACCAGUGCAAAAGAGAAGGUUUUCUACAAAGGAUUAAAGAUGAAGAAGGUGAAGGAUGUAAUAUAUAUGGAUUCAUAGAAGUUAACAAGGUGGCAGGAAAUUUUCAUUUUGCGCCUGGAAAAAGCUUUCAUCAAUCAGGUGUUCAUGUACACGAUCUACUAGCAUUUCAAAAGGAUAGUUUUAAUGUAAGUCACAAGAUCACUAGAUUAUCUUUUGGAGACUAUUUCCCUGGUGUUGUGAAUCCUUUGGACAAUGUGAAAUGGAUACAAGAAACACCAAGUGGGAUGUAUCAGUAUUUCAUCAAGGUUGUACCUACAGUGUACACAGAUGUGAGUGGGCACACAAUCCAGUCAAAUCAGUUCUCUGUAACUGAACAUUUUAGGAAUGCAGAAAUAGGCCACCUUCAGUCCCUUCCUGGAGUGUUCUUCUUCUAUGAUCUUUCUCCAAUUAAGGUGACUUAUAAGGAGGAACACACCUCAUUUUUACACUUCCUAACAAAUGUGUGUGCUAUCGUUGGAGGAGUUUUUACCGUUUCAGGAAUACUAGAUUCAUUUAUAUAUCAUGGUCAAAGGGCUAUCAAGAAAAAGAUCGAACUUGGUAAAUUUAGUUGAUGAUUGAUUCAAUUUUUGUUCUGUUGUAUUUGGUUGCUGUGCGAGUAAAUGGCUUUAUGGAGAGAAUGAUAUUAUUAAGAGAAAAGGAACUAUCUAAUCGACUCUCUCCCUGUGGUUGACUGGGCUCUUAUGAUCACAAUCAACGACUGAGGAAUUCUCAUUAUAUCGUUUUGAUCACAGAAGGUUGAAUUCCUAGCUGAUAGCUCCUCUUUCCCAAGUUAUAAUCAAAUUGUAACUGCUUUGUUGAUGUGAUUGUCUUUUUUCUAAGAUUAAUUGGAGCUUACAUUUCUUGCUAGCAAACUUACAAAAGUAUCUUAGUUAAAGACAGAAAUCAAGCUUUUUGGAAAGAUAAUUUAUAUUAUAUUAUUUGAUUUCUCCCUGUUGAGGGGGGGAAGGGACAAA
Messenger RNA from Quercus robur (English oak), 1817 nucleotides. RefSeq lists its product as uncharacterized. The coding region runs from base 255 to 1415 and encodes 386 amino acids. Lineage: Eukaryota; Viridiplantae; Streptophyta; Magnoliopsida; Fagales; Fagaceae. The transcript has 13 exons. The record is from RefSeq and is a predicted model, not a curated record. Gene Ontology annotation, cellular component: COPII-coated ER to Golgi transport vesicle; endoplasmic reticulum.